Messenger RNA from Clonostachys rhizophaga, 837 nucleotides. The record is from the annotation of a GenBank genome assembly. Lineage: Eukaryota; Fungi; Ascomycota; Sordariomycetes; Hypocreales; Bionectriaceae.
AUGGGCGAGAAACAGCGGACGGGUUCUAUAUCUUCGGAGUCAGAUGAUCCGCCCCCCUACUACGAGGAGGUUGAGGGCGGCGGCGCCUCUAGCUCUGCUCCGCCGACCGCAUUCACUGGGACACAUCAGCUCCAGGUCCAAACAUUAGGAUACGACACAGACCAGGCGCUUAGUGGCUGGGUAUUUGAGAAUAUAUCCAUCUAUACCGUGGACCGUGGGGAAGUGGAGUACAUAUCUCUUCGGCUGCAGCAAACCUCAAACUCGUGUGCUCUCGUGCGCGGUUCAGACACAAAUCGGACCCCUCUGAUAUCAACCAUCUACCGCCGGGGGCCAGGCAGGAAUCCUAAAAUCAGAAUUCUUCCCCGUGGCACUUCCUUAUCCGUGGAGGAAGCUAUUAGUUCCGACAACGUCCAGUGCGAGGUGGUGGAUGUCGUUAGCCGCUCUAUUAUUUCGCGCACUCAGAAAUUCGACACGUCUUUCGGCAACUUCGAGUGGCGGUAUGGUAGCACCGCCGAGCUCAGGGCGGAGUAUGAUGCGAAUUCGCUCAUUCUGAUGGAAAGGGUCGAUUUUGUCCGAUCGAGAGACGGUAAGGCGGGGAAAAGGGGGGUUCGGAUCGCGCAGCUGGUGCGUAAUGAUGAGUUUCGGACGCAGGGCACAAGCAGACGAGCGGGCGGUAAUGGAGGACGACUGAUGAUGGAUCUGAGUAUGUGGGCAGACGAGAGAAGAACCAACGUCAAAGUGAAAGACGUGGAGGCAUUUGUGGUGGCAAGCUGUUUGUGUAUGCUUAAGAGAGAAGCAGAUCGGUUUCGAGACGCUCAAAAUGCAGCUGUCGUAUGA